AUGGAACUAGUUGGAACAAGAACAAUAGAAAAGGGAAUUGAAGAAGUAAUCGUUCUUGUCGUGUUCAACUGGAACAUAUUUUCAAGACUUUCAACAUCGAUAAAACUCGGCAUUGAAACGGUCGAAGCGAUUGGACAUUUACACGACAUUGGCUACAUACAUCGUGACGUAAAGCCGCAAAAUUUUACGAUCGGCAAUGGUGAAAAGGCCGAUAAUAUUUACUUGCUGGAUUUCGGUAUUGCUAGACGAUACAUCGAAAAGUUUACAAAAGCGAUCAGGAUACCGCGAAGACAAGUGAAAUUUAUUGGUACGAUAAGAUUUGCGUCACGAAGUUGUCAUCUGGGCAAAGAGCAGUGCAGACGUGAUGAUCUCGAGGCAUGGGUUUACAUGCUUAUCGAAUUCACACAAUACGCCAUUUUGCCGUGGUCGAGAACAAUCAAUCGCGAGACGGUUCUUCGCGAAAAACAACGUUUAUUUAAUGGAAAAUGUUCGUCAUUGCACCGUCGCUUUCAUUAG
Anisakis simplex (herring worm) is the source of this 516-nucleotide messenger RNA. The record is from the annotation of a GenBank genome assembly. Lineage: Eukaryota; Metazoa; Nematoda; Chromadorea; Rhabditida; Anisakidae.